AUGGUAGGGGCCGCGGCGGCCUCCGGAAACCUGCAUCGCUGGCCCCUCGCCACCCCGGACCCAGGGGCUGCCCCACCCGCCGGGCUCCGGCCACCCCCGCGCCUGGAGGGGCCGUGCGCUCCGGCUGCGAAGCGGCUGCGGGAGCUGGUGGCCAGCGAACAGGCCCUGGUCGGGGGCCCAGUUACACACUCGAGGGUCGUGGGGCGCAGGGAGCGCUUCCCAUGGUCCUUUGGAGAAGAAACUGUCGGGUGGGCCUACACCUCCCCGCCCUGGCCCCCACCCUGA
Messenger RNA from Rangifer tarandus platyrhynchus (Svalbard reindeer), 285 nucleotides. Lineage: Eukaryota; Metazoa; Chordata; Mammalia; Artiodactyla; Cervidae. The record is from the annotation of a GenBank genome assembly.